CUCUCAUGGUACAAACUUACAUAUCCAAUGCCAACUGAUUGUUGCAAUACUUCAAACAUGUCAAUGUCUCCAACAAUAGACAAAGCAGCAAGUGAUCAAAAGGAAACUAAUCUGGUUUUUGAUGCAUCUGUUCUUCAACAUGAAUCCAACAUACCAACACAGUUCAUAUGGCCCGAAGAUGAACAAGCUUGCCCUGAGCCAGUUCCACAACUUUAUGUCCCUCCCAUUGACUUGGGAGGCUUCCUCUCCGGUGAUCCACUCGCCAUCUCAAACGCGACUAGGCUCGUCAAUGAGGCUUGCCAGAAGCAUGGUUUCUUUCUAGUCGUGAAUCAUGGCGUCGAUCCAAAGCUCAUAAAUGAAGCUCACAAGAACACGGACUUCUUCUUUGGCUUGCCACUAUCACAAAAGCAAAGAGCUCAGAGAAAGCCUGGUGAAGUAUGUGGUUAUGCUAGUAGCUUCACUGGUAGGUUCUCCUCCAAGCUCCCUUGGAAAGAAACACUCUCUUUUCGAUAUUGCAACGAUCAUCACUACUCAAACAUCGUUGAGAAGUACUUCUUCAACUUAAUGGGCGAAGAAUUUAGACAAUUCGGGAGGGUGUGCCAAGAAUAUUGUGAAGCCAUGAGCAAACUCUCCCUUGUGAUCAUGGAGCUUUUGGGCAUGAGCCUAGGGGUUGGACCAUCCCAUUUCAGAGAAUUCUUCAAAGGCAAUGAUUCGAUAAUGAGGUUAAACUACUACCCUCCUUGCCAAAAACCCGAUCUGACUCUCGGGACCGGGCCUCACUGUGAUCCCACAUCUUUGACAAUCCUCCAUCAGGAUGAUAUUGGUGGCCUUGAAGUCUUUGUCGACGAAAAAUGGCACUCCAUACGUCCCAAUUCAGAAGCUUUUGUGGUCAAUAUAGGCGACACAUUCAUGGCUCUAUCAAAUGGAGUUUACAAGAGUUGCUUGCACAGAGCAGUGGUAAACAAUCGAAGUGCAAGAAAAUCUCUAGCAUUCUUUCUAUGUCCAGAAAUGGAGAAGGUGGUGUCCCCACCAAAAGUGUUGGUUGAUGCUGAUAAUCCAAGACUGUAUCCAGACUUCACAUGGCAAGCACUUCUCGAAUUCACUCAGAAACAUUACAGGGCAGACAUGAAAACCCUUCAAGCAUUCACCAAUUGGCUUCAACUUAGAAACAACUGA
Cornus florida is the source of this 1176-nucleotide messenger RNA. Its product is annotated as gibberellin 20 oxidase 1-D-like. Gene Ontology annotation, biological process: gibberellin biosynthetic process; response to light stimulus; flower development. The record is from RefSeq and is a predicted model, not a curated record. Bases 28 to 1176 code for a protein of 382 amino acids. The transcript has 3 exons. NCBI's taxonomy places the organism in Eukaryota, Viridiplantae, Streptophyta, Magnoliopsida, Cornales, Cornaceae. Gene Ontology annotation, molecular function: gibberellin 20-oxidase activity.